GGCGAGCGCAGGUCGGUACCCAACGGCACUUUCGCUGCGUUGGUUAGUGCCCCGCCUGCACUGCCCGCGGUGCGAGAAAGUGAAAUGCACACGGCCGCCGCACACUGGGCCAAGGUGAGCCUAACUGGGCCGAAGCGCAUACGGGUUGACAUAAUACUAUCAAUCUGGGCCUUGUGCGUGAUAAGCGCGCUCCCAGGUGACAUUCGCACGCACGAUUCCGGGUCAUAUUAUUCGGUAGUGUGAUCGGUCGCGGCGGCGCGUAUAUAAGUAUAGCAAUGCGCGACUCCCUUCAAAACCGACACCGACCGCACAACGACGACGAGAUGUACGCGCUCGUCACGAAGAUAGCGAUUAUCGCGCUGGUGGGCGGCGGAGGUAAUGGAGACGGUGUGAUGGGCGCGAGUAAUUACCGCUCGGGCGGUCAUCCGAAAUUCCCGCUCGGCGUACCGGGUCCCGCGUGUGGGUCGCGCCCGGUAGCGUGGAGUCCGCAGCGCGAACCGCGAAUCAUCGGCGGUGAGGUGCCGCCUUACGGCGCCGUACCCUGGCAGGUAGACGUGCGUGCUGAGGGCAAGCAUCGCUGUGGUGGUACAAUUGUCUCGCACCGUCUCGUUCUGACGGCGGCACACUGUGUUACCGAAGAGAUGGUGGUGAGCACUGGUCGGCAUGAUCAAGCCGCCCCCUACGAGCAGCUUCUUCAUGUGUUAAAGGCAGUGUCUCACGAAGAUUUCCGCAAGUACGGCCCGUAUAGUAACGAUAUUGCGUUGCUUUUGCUGGACGCACCCGGUUUUGGAUACAACCCGGUGGUGCAGCCGGCUUGUUUAACGACGAAGACGCCGCGACCUGGAACCUGGUGUGAAGUGUCCGGUUGGGGCACAGUCGACCCACUAGAUCCCGAGCGCUUAUCGCCGGUCCUGCGAUCGGCGGCGGUGCCACUUCUUUCGCUGGAUCUGUGUCGCAAGGAUGGGAUCUAUGGCGGCCGCCAGCAAGCUAUUCUGGAUACAAUGCUCUGCGCAGGCAGGCUAAAGGGUGGCGUGGAUGCGUGUGGAGGAGAUUCCGGAGGUCCACUGGUAUGCAACGUUGAUGGACGUAUGGAGUUGACAGGAAUUGUAUCUUGGGGCGAUGGGUGCGCAAAAAAGGAUCGCCCAGGUGUUUACACUAGAAUAUCUAGUUAUAUUUCAUGGAUUAAAGCAGCCGCCGCGGAGAUGGGGAUGGAUGCUGAGUUAGAAUAACACCGAGACAUUUUCAUUCAAAUUCAGCUUUUUAAAGAAACAAAAUUUAAUGCAUGUUUAUCAUUUUUAAUUUAUCGAAAAUUCAUGAUAAACAAAACUUAUGCGCGGACUGCAUGUAAACGUCAUAACAGUUGUUUCUGGUGCCGUUCAAUAGUCAUUCAUCUGUGAAUUUAUGAGAACAAAGACAGUUGCGAAAGGAUGAUGAUCUAAACAAACCUAUUAUUGUGAUAAUCAAAAUUUAAUUUAGCUUUAAAUUUACUAGAUAGAAUAAA
Dalotia coriaria is the source of this 1501-nucleotide messenger RNA. RefSeq names its product trypsin-like. Gene Ontology annotation, molecular function: serine-type endopeptidase activity. The transcript has a single exon. The record is from RefSeq and is a predicted model, not a curated record. Bases 276 to 1229 code for a protein of 317 amino acids. Lineage: Eukaryota; Metazoa; Arthropoda; Insecta; Coleoptera; Staphylinidae. Gene Ontology annotation, biological process: proteolysis.